AAAAGAAAAAAAAGAAGCACAAAAAAAGUGGAAACUUUUUCCCCCUGUCCACUUCAAGUUCUGAAAAAUCAAAAUGGAUUUAGAGAAAAAUUACCCAACUCCUCGGACCGGCAGGACAGGACAUGGAGGAGUGAAUCAGCUUGGGGGGGUUUUUGUGAAUGGACGGCCACUCCCGGAUGUAGUCCGCCAAAGGAUAGUGGAACUUGCUCAUCAAGGUGUCAGGCCGUGCGACAUCUCAAGGCAGCUUCGAGUCAGCCAUGGUUGUGUCAGCAAAAUUCUUGGCAGGUAUUAUGAGACGGGGAGCAUCAAGCCUGGGGUAAUUGGAGGAUCCAAACCAAAGGUCGCCACGCCCAAAGUGGUGGAAAAAAUCGCUGAGUAUAAACGCCAAAAUCCCACCAUGUUUGCCUGGGAGAUCAGGGACCGGCUGCUGGCGGAACGGGUGUGUGACAAUGACACGGUGCCCAGCGUCAGUUCCAUCAACAGGAUCAUCCGGACGAAAGUACAGCAACCACCCAACCAGCCGGUCCCAGCUUCCAGUCACAGCAUAGUGUCCACGGGCUCCGUGACGCAGGUGUCGUCAGUGAGCACGGACUCGGCCGGCUCCUCGUACUCCAUCAGUGGCAUCCUGGGCAUCACAUCCCCCAGCGCCGACACCAACAAGCGCAAGAGAGAUGAAGGUAUUCAGGAAUCUCCAGUGCCCAACGGUCACUCACUGCCAGGCAGAGAUUUCCUCCGGAAGCAGAUGCGGGGAGACCUGUUCACGCAGCAGCAGCUGGAGGUGCUGGACCGCGUGUUUGAGAGGCAGCACUACUCGGACAUUUUCACCACCACAGAGCCCAUCAAGCCCGAGCAGACCACUGAGUAUUCAGCGAUGGCCUCGCUGGCUGGAGGGCUGGAUGACAUGAAGGCCAACCUGACCAGUCCCACCCCCACCGACAUCGGGAGCAGCGUGCCUGGGCCGCAGUCCUACCCCAUUGUGACAGGCCGUGACUUGGCGAGCACGACCCUCCCCGGGUACCCUCCGCACGUCCCCCCCGCCGGACAGGGCAGCUACUCGGCACCGACGCUGACAGGGAUGGUGCCUGGCUCCCCGUAUUAUUACAGCGCCGCGGCCCGAGGAGCCGCCCCGCCUGCAGCCGCCACUGCCUACGACCGUCACUGACCCUCGGAGCCAGGUGGGCGCCAAGCACUUGCAACACAUAUCACUGAGGGCGAUAGCCUCUCAGCCCCUCCGAAGCCAGCCAGAGGGGCCCAAUGAGCCCAUCCCCCAGCAAUCCUCUCUCGCCUGAAACUCCCUCCCAACCUUUUCCUGCCAGGGAACUGGGGUUCUAUGGUAAGGCUGUUGGACUUCUAGACACACGUCCAUUGCUAAGAGUCCAUCAGUGCGCUUCUCCCAACAGCAACUGGGUGUCUGCAAAGCCACAGACUAUUCUGCAGACAGCUGUAGCCCCAGCCUAGCCUGCCGGUCCCCAGCUGUCUGACCAUCCACCUGUCUUCCUGCCCCAGGCCUGGGAAGGAGAGCUUGUUUUUGUCACUUCAACAGCACCCAUGUAAAUACCUUCUUGCUUUUCUGUGGGCAUGAGGGUCCAACUGAGCAGACUGCCCACCCAUUAUGCAUCCAGUAUUCCCGAUGUGUCACAGGACAUCUUAGACCUGUGUGCAGAGCAUCCCCUCUGCCUUGGCUGCCCCCCCAUAGGUGGGCUUGGAGUUGUCCUUGAGACUAAGGAUGCCCACCUCAGGUCCCAGCCUCCUGCUCAUUGCUACUUCUUUAACGUCUGGACUAGGAGUCUCAUUGGGCUGGUUAUGCUUCAAGCUUGCCCCCUGAGACCCCUCCUCAGGAGAAACACACUGGAGAGAUGCCCUGGCUUCCUGGCUCCAUUUUCCUGGGCCCUGUGCAGGGUGAGCAGCUCUUUUCCAUGUCAAAGGACUCAAAGAGAACAAAGGACUGUCUGGGAGAUUCCUCAGCUAGGAUUCUAAAGAUGCUGUCCAAGGUGCUGACUGCAUUGUGGACUUUGAAUGCUGGGGCUGGACAGGACUCAGAAGACCAUAGUCCAAGGCAGGGACUCCCAAGCCCCUGGAACCACUGAACUGAACUGGGAUGUGUUUUCUGAGGCGUGCCCAGGCUCAUAUCACACUGGACACCCACCAAGGACAUUUCUCCCACCCUCCAGGAUGCCAGAAAGUGGAUUCUGGGCAAGCCUGUUCCUGCCAUGUAGACAAUAAUUAACAAAAAGGACAUUCUUGCACUGAGGACCACAAACACCUAGAGCAGUCAGCCAGAACUUCCUGAUCAGCCCCUCCCUAUCCUCGUGGAGCCUAGUAUGCAGCUGGAAAUAGAGGUGCUGGGAUGGGAGCAGAUGCCUAACUUUGCACAGUGGGCAUAUACCUAUUGAUGCAAGGGGUUGUAAUGGCCAAGGCUAUGGCCAAGGGCCCCAGGAGCCUGGAGGGGAGCUUGGAGAACUCACUGGAGGCUGGAGUGGCCAGAAAAAAACCACCUGGGAGGAUACGGGGGACAGAGGAAGGCCUUCUAGGAGAGAAGCAGGAUAAGCAGUGAGGAACUGGUGUGUGAACUGGGAGUGGUUUUGAAAUAGGGGUGCCAGGGGCCACCAUCUCUUUGCCGGGGGCCUCAGUUCCUUCAGUAGUCUCUUUUGCCCACGCAGAACAGCAAGGCGGAGGCCCUGUCCCAAUCUGGGCUGAAUUACACUGAUGACCAUGGACUUUGCCAUCUCGUGUGACAGACGUUUGCAUCCCCGAUGUUUGCAUGUCACCAAGUUGGCAAAGAGCUGGGGCAGAGCAGAGCCUGGACUUGAGGUUAUUGGGCCUGAGAGGUCUUGUCCUGGCCACACCGCUUCCUUGCUGUGGGACCUCAGACAAGACCUUCAUGUCUCUGAGUCUCCGUUGCCUUGGUAUAGCAGGGUCACCUGCAAGGUCAUCCUCCAGCUCUCUCCUGGCCUUCCUCUUUCCCAGGAUGGGGAACAGACUUGUAACUGGGUCAUCUGAGGGCAGGUCUUCUACUUCUGAGCAAGCCUAUGGGAUGGCUAUCUAUUUGGACCAAAUGGGAAAUAAGAACACCCAGAGGGAUGGGAAUAAGCCUUGAGGACAAUCUAGUCCAGCUCGCCUCAGGGGAAACUGAGGCCCAGUUUGGGGAAGCCUGGGACAAUGCAGGGAAAUAGACCUCCUCUGGCCACCACCAAGUGUUUUCUCCCCAACAUCCUACAAGGUGGUGGGAGAGAAGAGGAAAUGGGCUCAACACGGUGGAGUCCCCAGGCAUUGACUGGCAGAGGUGGGCUGGGAUUCAGCCUCCCAACCCCUGGCACAAGGUGAUCCUUCCAUCCCCGGGGAGGGAAGUUGACAGCGAGGGCAGUGAGAGAUCGUUCUGGGCCCACUGCCACAGAUGGAGUGUCCCGGGCUGUUAGAACUGACAAGGAAGCCCAGCCAUCCAAGGCAGAAGUGGAGCCAGGGAGCUCACUGCAGGCGCACCCACCACCUUGUAACCUGUUGGGCAAAGAAGGGAGGCAGCUGGGGGCAGAGCCCACCUCCAGGAACAGGAUGAACCAGCUCCAGCCUCCACCUGCCAGGCAAGGUAGGAGAAGGUACAGGAGCUGGCCUCUCCUUUCCUCCUUCCCUGCUGCAGGAAGUGGUGGGCUCAGAGGUCUGCAGAUCGGGCCUUUGGCCUCUUAUACCCACACCUUUGGUCCUUGUCCCUCCUCGUGGUCUCAGGCUAUUGGGAAGUCAGCUUUCCCUGAACCAACUGCCUAAAGCGCACACUGUCCUUCCUCAUCAAAGCCCAGCUGGCCCCAUUCUGUUCCUUCUCUUGCUGUGAUGAGCUCCCUCCAUGCCUUUCCUCUCUCCCCCCUGAGGCUCUGCUGGUCUUCAGAUUGCAUUUGUAUUUAUUAGACAACCCCUUGAUUCCUGGGCUGCCAGGCAGAAGCACAAGAGCACAUGGAUGUACACAUAUGUUCUCACACAAGUACCUGCUCUCCCCAGCUCAGAGUCCGCUCACUGCUGGUGGAACUGCCUAUAAGCCUGGAGAGAAAGGUUCCAAAGGACACAAGCCGCUGAGUGAAUGCCAGAGAAUUCUGAACGGACAACACAAGGCCAGGGCUUUCACCAGCACUGUGGCUGGAGGCCUAGGGCACUCCACAGGCUUUCAGCCCUAUGUUCUGGCUCUGACUUUUGGAAAGGACCUUGUGGAUUUUAUGAAAAAGUUUCAUACCAUUAGUCUAGCUCCAGCCUUGAAAAAUCUGAUGACAUAUCAAAUCCAACCUCCCUUUCUCAAGGCGCCUUAGUUAGGGUUAGCCCUUUCAUAACUCACAUUUGUAUGGUGCUUUGCAAUCCUUGACCAUUCCCUGAGGCAAAGAUCACAAUGCCCAUUUUACAGAUGGGAAAACUGAGAUUUGGGGCUUGCAUGGCAAGACAGAGGUGAGGUGAAUUCUCAGAUCUCUGGGCCCCAUUCUCUCUCCACAGAAUUGUGCUCUCGUCAUGGGAGCAUAUGGCUUAGAUAUACCCUUCAAUCCCCUAGAACCCCCUAGACCCACGAGGAAACAACAGGGACCCAGAGGCUGGCCUGACCAAAUGGCCUAAGGCUUGGUGGCUUUGCUGGUCUGCCUUGAUUCCCAUUAACACCAAACCUGCAAAGUCUGCUCAGAUUCAUUCACAUCAGUGCUGCUGAGGUUUCAUUCAUGCUUCUUCCCUGCUGGGUCCUGAGACUCCGAGGGGAUCAGAGCACAUCCAAGACUACACCAUCAGCCGUGGCGGGGCCUGGACGUGGCCCCGCCUCUGACUCCGAGGGUCUAA
Leptonychotes weddellii (Weddell seal) is the source of this 4797-nucleotide messenger RNA. NCBI's taxonomy places the organism in Eukaryota, Metazoa, Chordata, Mammalia, Carnivora, Phocidae. The record is from RefSeq and is a predicted model, not a curated record.